GGAAAACAAGUUGACUAAAGCUGCAGUCAAGAGCGCAUGCGUAGUGGGAAAAGCGGCACAAACAGAAAGCAGGAUGAGAGAAAAGGCAACGAUAUAGUGAGUGUCCACCUCCGGCGCUCAGACGCUGAACUCUGAACGCAGAGAGCGCCACAUGGAGGCGGUGCUGAAGAACUUGGCGAGCACGGCGGAGCUGCUGGCCGUGGCAGCGCACAGCAGUGUAGUGGAGCAGUGGGAUAAACAAACUCUGUCCAGAGCUUUUCACUGGGCACAAUACUGCGAACACCUGUUCUCCAGGUUUCACAAUAACCCCGCGAUUAGGAGGAUUGUGGAGAAGCAGCUGCAGCUCACAAAUCAAAGUUUACUAACUGCCUUCCCCGGAUACACAGAGGUCUCCUUCUCGGACCUCUCCCGGUGUCAGCACCUGUUACUUGUUGGACUGUUGAGCAAUCCUGAGCUUCCCAGCUCCAUCAUGAAGACACUGUUUGACACUAUGAGUCCUGUAAACACCAAGCAGAGUGAAUAUCAGGAUGUUACUGGCUUGUGCAGCCGCUUCAUUCAGUGCAAAUCAGCUUGUAAAAUCCUGAGUCCUCUCACACUGUCAGCUGUUGGUGUUGAUGCUGAGGUACAGGGGGUGAUGCUGAUGGAGAAGCUGGGUGAUCUGCUGAGCCAAGGCAGUGAAGCCUGUCGGACAGAGCACUUUUUAGACUCUGUCCUCCAGGGAUGUGAAGGAGCAGCAGAGCAUUUCUGUCUGGUCAUCGCUGCAGCUCUGCUGACAACAAAAAACUCAGGUGCACAAACUGCAUCGCAGAAUUUUCUCUUGGACUGGCUGAAGAAAAAACCCAGUGUGCUGCUGCACAUGUGUUCUGCACUACCUACUACACUUCUUUUAGACCUGGCUAAAGAACACCUGAAAUUCAGAGAUGCUUACUAUGAUGUGCUGAAAACGUGGGCUUCUGAUAUGGAGCACAGCAUAAGUGACGGUGAAUGGGUUCAAACCUGUUCAGACCGAACAGUGUCCUUCCAGAGACUCACUAAGCACUUCCUGGCCUUGUUUGAGGCCUGUCCCUCUUUGAGCGAGGAUGGAGAAAAAGAGCUUAAUGCUUUGAAAAUGUCUGAUGGAGACUUUGAUGUCAGAGGUCUGAGUGUUUGGGGAGACCUCCUGUCAGCAUUACACAAGUGACUCAGUCAGUCUUGGAGCUUCUUCACAGCUGGAAGAGAUGCCCAAAAUAUAGACAAAUGUAUAUAUUGAUGCCUUGAUACAAUGUUUGACUAUGGCUGGGUAUUAAACAUGAAUACUUUAUUGAUACCAAACAAAAUGUGUCCAUAGCAGAGAUUUUUUUAAGUUGUCAAUGAAGGCUGGCAUCAAGUGCUUGCUCGGAUCUUUACUUAGGUUCAAUCUUACUUUUGCUAAUUUUAGUCUAUUUUAUUUAAGCAAUGUUCUUGUAUGGCUGCUUGGAUUUAGACAAUAUUUAACAUUUAAGAAGUUUGGGUUUUUUUGAUAAAUGAGAAAAAGGGGUGUUUUGGUAUCAGUACAGAAAUGCAGGUAUCGUAUCAUAUAUUAAUAUAACUCAGGUCUUUCAUCGCAAAAUACACAGCGCUCACAACUUGAAUGUUGUCCAGUCGUCCACAGAGGUUUCUUCUACAUUUCAAAUCUGACUGCGCAGACUAAUACAGAAUCAGAAACGCAAUAUAGAUUAUUUUACAGGAUGGAAAAAUAAUAAAGAUGUAAAUUGAUGACAGUAUUUUAAAAAAUGCUCACAUUUGUAAGUUGAACUAGCGUGCGUUCUUUCACAGUAAUAAAAACUUUUUAUUCAC
Messenger RNA from Micropterus salmoides (largemouth bass), 1815 nucleotides. RefSeq names its product FA complementation group F (gene fancf). NCBI's taxonomy places the organism in Eukaryota, Metazoa, Chordata, Actinopteri, Centrarchiformes, Centrarchidae. The transcript is spliced from 2 exons. Gene Ontology annotation, biological process: interstrand cross-link repair. Gene Ontology annotation, cellular component: Fanconi anaemia nuclear complex. The coding region runs from base 152 to 1180 and encodes 342 amino acids. The record is from RefSeq and is a predicted model, not a curated record.